Ectocarpus siliculosus is the source of this 4083-nucleotide messenger RNA. The record is from the annotation of a GenBank genome assembly. NCBI's taxonomy places the organism in Eukaryota, Phaeophyceae, Ectocarpales, Ectocarpaceae.
AUGGAGGUUGCGGGAUGGCGUGACCUCGAUUGGGGCCAGCAAGAUGUAUCGCUAUCAUCCCUGCCGGCUCUGGCCAGAGGAUCCAGAACGAUCUCGGAAUGUGUGAGGAUGGUGCCCCGACCAAAGCGGCUGUACGAAGCGGGACCAGGGCUUUUAUUCCUGUACGAGGGGAGGCAAAGGUCCUUCAAUGGAGUGCUGGUGUGCCUGAACUCCAACACGGGCGGGGGCGCAUCUCCCCCAGAGCUGAAGGUUUUGGAGUUGAGGGCACUCGAGAUCGGGGUGGGCGAAGCGACCAUGGGCUUUUUCGAGGGGUCACACGAAGCCUGGGACCAGUUUCUGGUGGAGGGCGGCGGUUCACUUGUCGGCAGACUUCCUGAUCUCGGCUGCCGUGGCGUUGCAGGCACCGAUCUGAUGUUGAUAUCGAAGCCAUGCUCCGGGAUUCGGCACUCGGUCCUAGAGGGGCGCGGGGACGUGCAGAUGUCUGUAUCGUUCUUACCAAGGCUUAAGACUAUUGGAACCUUACAAACAGCGCCCGCCUGGGUACUAGGGAUAUCGCCGGAGGCCGGAGCCCCCGACACGGUGGCACCGUGGGGCGGCGACGAUAGCGUUCCAAUGGAUGAACCAGCGGCUAAUGCUCGAUGGGUCCGACGGAGGAACUCACUAGCCAGUCAGGAAGUUGGUAUGACUGACGUGUACAAGGGAGAUGUAUCGUACGUACCCUUGGCGUGGCUCCGUUGCUCGCCUAUCGCAAGUGACUGGAUUGCAGGAUCAAUCCUGUGCGGACUGCAGUCUAAGUUCGGUAAACUGCUUGUAGUUGUCUACACCUCGAUGGCCACCGCCUGGGUGUGGUUCGAAGGCGACAGACGUUGGUCAUCGGUUGUGAUGGCAGCGUCCACGUUUUUGUUGGGUUCACUGUUUCUGUGGAACUACCAAGCGGUGGCUAGAGCCAUUUCUCCUUUCGGCAACACCCGGGACCAGCUGAUUACUUUGAUCUUGGCGUCGCUGUCCUUCUUCUACUCCAUCCUCGCCGGGCUGUACCAUCCUAGGGGAAUGCUUGGCGGGGAGGUGUGGUGGCCCGCUGUUGUGGUUGUGCUACUAAUUUUCCUCCUGUGCGCUGCAGGCCGAGAAUGCCGCAGACGCGAUAGGAGGGUCGACGCCAAGUCGUGGGUCUCUCUGUGCCGUCGGGCGGCAGUGGAUUUCCAGGAGGUUGGGAUGCCUCUUCGCGAGGUGCUGAGGGGCUCAGGUGCUGACUCCAGGGGCUACUACGGCACCAUAGGUGGUACGCAGCGUACUGUGAGGCUACAAACAAACACCCCGAGGGGUCAGCCGGUGACCUUGGAGAGCUCGGGGUGGUCGCAGGGGGAGUUGUCCCUGACAGGAGAGGAGGCCUUUGCACGGUGUGGUGGCACCGACCCAACCUUGGACGCGUGGCUCGCUGCUUUUGUGGGGGAAGUGUUCGAGAACGCGUUCACUCUCUUCAACCAGGGCCCCGCAGUAGUCGGCAGGAUAAACGCAUGCUUGGCGGCGUUGGCUGCUACCACGUCCAAACCGCCCAGUUGGGCGGAGGGCAUCGUGACGUUGUCACAAGUCUACGCCCACGAUGACAGGGAGCUCAUUUCUGCAGCGAUGGAGAGGGGAUGGACGAGUGACGAAUUCCUUCUUCGCCGGGUGGUGGUAUCGGCUAAACCUGAGCGCACAAUCUUGUCGCUUCCGGAUGGAUUUGCCCUAGAGGAAAACAUCUUUCCGGUGCUGGUCCGACCGAAGGAGUUGAUAAAGAUCGCUCUCCGGGGAUCAGACUACGGUCUGCUCACGGAACAGCCUAACAGGCAGGCGGGGCUAGCGAUUGAGUCCCGUAGCACCUUGUACGAUAGACUCUGCCUGCGGGGCAUGGUUGGAAUUCAGGACAGCUACGGAUCGAACCAUGUCGGGCCACUGGUGGUAGCCGCCCUCCUGGCCUGCUCGGUGGGUCCAGCAUGGCAAGGGUACGCAGUUCAGGUUCUGCCGCUUAUCGGCGUGUUUGCCAUGUGGCGUGGUUGGCGCUACGAAGUAUUCGAGGCACUGUCUUUCCUAGUCGAGACGGCAAGAGGGCUUCUGUCAGACCAGGCUUGUGUGCUUGCAGGUUUGGUGGCUGGUGUGAUUUCUUGGAACGUGAUCGUCGCCGCGAGCGGUCAAAGUCUCGUUGGUGUCUUGAUCGGGGACGUCGUAGCGGUCAAAGUGACGUUUGUGGUCGGGGUGGCAAUGCUGAGGAUGGUUUACUCGAAGCAGUGGUCGCCCGGGGUAGAGCUAGGGGGAGGGGACGAUCAGAUGGAGGGGCUCUGUCACCUCGCUCUGGAGGGACGACCUGUGCCAUUUCAGUAUAGGAUGUUGGUUGUUCCAUCAGCCACCUGUGCGGAUCUCCCCGCUUUGGCCCGCAUGCACGUUGGAGCGGGAUAUUCCUUUAGCACGAGUGGUCAGGGAGACGUACAGGCUGUGGGAGGGAAAGCGCAUGGAAGUACCCAAGAGUCUCUAUCGUCAGCCUCCAGACAACGCAAUGGAAUGUUCGGGAUGACACUACCCGUUUCGGUGUCCUGCGUGGUGUGUGUCAUACAAGAUUGGUGGCGGGCAAGCCGUGGCCGUGGGCAGUGGGGCUUUCACGAGGCCACCUGCCUGCGACUGAAGAAGUUCUCUCCGUCGACAAACUCAAGGUUCGCUUGGCCCCUCUCAUCAUCCGGCGGAAAGAAGCCAGCUUCAGGGCGAGUGCGCGGGCUACGUCCAUCGCUAGACCGGGGACUUUCUGUCGACAGGAUCAACGGUAUCUCUUCACCAUCGCGAGUUCGGGAUCGAGUGGUGGUCGUCAUGAGUGCGGAAAGACGGUCUUCGUGGUCGUGGAGCCAAGCCACGGCAACCGCAAUAGCGACGAUGCAGAUCGUCGCGACCGGAGCGCCCGCGAUGGCAUCCGUGGUUGAACCACGCUCUGCUGGACCCGGCCUGGUUACCACUGUCGGCGCGGAUUUGGAUUCCGCCGGGGGUGCGGGAGAGACUUCAGCGAGCGCGGCGAGCGAAGUACCGGCGGCGCCGGAACCAAGCGGGACUUUCGAAGAGUCGUGGAGCUUGAGUAACCAGUUUUAUUUUGACCGCACCCACAAGGGUAACGACUGGAACGCGGUAAAAUCGCGGCUGUCGGCGGAUAUAUCGGCGGGUAGAAAGAGCGAGAAGGCGGCCACAAAGGAGAUGCUGGCGCUCCUCAAAGACAAGUACAGCAGGUUGAUCGGACCCGAGGUCUACAAUAUGCUGUCCAAGUAUGAUCUCAUCGGGGUCGGGGUGAUGCUCUCGCCGAACCCGGCGGGACAGCUUGUGGUCGCCUCCCCGCCCAAGGCGAACAGCCAGGCGGAGAAGCUGGGUGUGAAGAAGGGAGACCUGGUCUCCACCAUCAACGGCUUGAACGUGGUGAACAUGGACUCAUUCGAGGUUACCGACUACCUGGCCAAGUAUCAGGGCAAGACUGUCAUGUUUGAGCUUCGGAGCCCGGAGGCGGGGUCGAAGACGAGGUCGGUGGAGCUGGACAGGACGUUCCCGUCGACGGAGAACCCGGUGGCCUACCGAGUCAAGAGCCAAGGAGAGCACAAGGUCGGCUACGCCCGCCUUCGCGACUUCAACUCUAUCGUGGCCAACUCCCUCAAGGACGCCCUAGUGGAGAUGAAGGCCGAGGGGGCGGACGAGUUCGUGCUAGACCUCAGGGGCAACGGCGGCGGGGCGUUCCAGAGCGCGCUCGGCGUGGCCGGUCUGUUCAUGGACGCUAAGCCAAUCACCUAUGUGGUGGACGGUUCAGGCCAGCGAGCGGAAUUCAUGACGAAGAAGGACGGGGUGGUUACGGAAGAGCCCCUCGUGGUGUGGGUAGACGGCGGGUCGGCUAGCUCCAGCGAGGGGAGAGGCCUCACACCGGACAUCCGCGGGGGGCUUCCGCUGAAGAUGGUGAGCACGACCUUCGACUUCGACCAAGAGCAGUUUGACUUGGCUCGCAAGAAGAUGAAGGCGUGCCCUCCCAUGGAAGCGAGCAGGCUUGAACUCAAGGGAGCUGCGGGAGCCUCUUCGUCGUCCUUGUGA